AUGGCCAAGGCUGCUAAAUCCGCUCCUCCUGCUGUCGCAGCUAAAGACAAUGCCGACAAGAAGGCUUUGAAAAAGUCCAAGAAGGACGGUGAGAAGGUAGCUUCCGCUCCUGCUACCGCCAAGGAGGAGAAGAAGUCCAAGAAGUCAAAGAAGGCCAAGACUCCCACUCCUCCCCCUUCGGAGAGCUCUGAGUCUGAGUCUGAGUCUGAAUCUGAGGAUGACUCGUCAAGCGAUGACUCUUCAUCCGAUGAGGAGGAAGCUAAGCCCGCUGCCGCUGCUGCUAAGGAGGAAUCUUCAGACGACUCCUCGUCCGACGGCUCUGACUCUGAAUCCGAUUCCGACUCUGAGGAAGAGGCCAAACCUGCUGCUAAGGUCGAGGAGAAGAAGGUAGAGGCUAAGGAGGAUAGCGAUAGCUCCUCCGAUGACGGUUCCGACAGCUCAGAGGAAUCUAGCUCAGAUGAGGAAGAAGAGACCCCUGCUAAGGAGGAACCCAAGACCAACGGCAAACGAAAGGCCGAAGAGGAAGAGGAGACCGCUGGUCCUGCGCCAGCCAAGAAAGCUCGUGCCGAAGACAACGAAGAGGCAUCUACCAAUGUAUUCGUCGGUCAACUCUCAUGGAAUGUCGAUAACGACUGGCUCAAAUCGGAAUUCGAGGACUGUGGUGAAGUUGUCUCCGCUCGAGUCGUCUUCGACCGAGAUUCUCAACGAUCAAGAGGUUUCGGUUACGUCGAAUUCGCCGAUCUUGAAGCUUCUGCCAAAGCCAUCGCUAAGAACGGUCAUGAGAUCGAUGGUCGAGCCGUCAGAGUCAACUACGCCACUCAGCGAAACCCUCAACAAGCCGUUGAGAAGCGAGCUAAAGCUUUCGGAGACCAACAAUCUCCUCCCGCCGAAACCCUCUUCAUCGGUUCUUUGUCUUUCUCAGUCACUGAAGAUCAGAUCUACGAAGCUUUCGGUGAACACGGUGAUGUCCAAAGUGUACGAUUGGUGACGGAUCGAGAGACCGGUGCGCCCAAGGGAUUCGGUUAUGUGCAAUUCGGUGAUGUCGAGCAAGCUACCGCUGCUCUUAACGCUUUGAACGGUCAAGCUAUUGCCGGUCGACCCAUCCGAGUUGACUACGCUCCUCCUAAGCGAAAUGACGGCGAGAGAGGUGGAUUCGGCGGCGGUCGAGGUGUUGGUGGUCGAGGAGGAGGCCGAGGUGGUGGUAGAGGUGGAUUUGGUGGUGACAGAGGUGGUAGAGGAGGUGGCAGGGGUGGUGGCCGAGGUCGAGGUGGUCCCCCAAGAGGUGGUGCCCGAACCGGUGGUAUCGUCAAAGCUGAAGGUUCCAAGGUCACUUUCGAUUAA
This is a messenger RNA of Kwoniella botswanensis, 1341 nucleotides long. RefSeq lists its product as uncharacterized. Gene Ontology annotation, molecular function: mRNA binding. Bases 1 to 1341 code for a protein of 446 amino acids. The transcript is spliced from 6 exons. Lineage: Eukaryota; Fungi; Basidiomycota; Tremellomycetes; Tremellales; Cryptococcaceae. The record is from RefSeq and is a predicted model, not a curated record.